Molecule: messenger RNA, 1975 nt
Organism: Monopterus albus (swamp eel)
Lineage: Eukaryota; Metazoa; Chordata; Actinopteri; Synbranchiformes; Synbranchidae
Product: tubulin beta-4B chain-like
Exons: 5
Coding region: 212-1546 (444 amino acids)
Biological process (GO): microtubule-based process
Cellular component (GO): microtubule
Molecular function (GO): structural constituent of cytoskeleton; GTP binding; GTPase activity
Source: RefSeq, a predicted model, not a curated record
CAGCAGCGGGAAAAACGGCGCAGCCGCGUUCUGAGGGAAGGGCGAGACGGCUUAUAACGUAGCCAGAAUUCCUCCGCCAUUCAGCCAGACAGUCGACUGAGUUGGGAAGUUCAGGAUCGGGCAGAUAGCAGAGCUGUAGCCUGUCGUCAGCUUCUCCCUUUUUCUCUUUAGCAGCAGCUUUCCGUCAGACUCCACACAAAGCAGCGACAACAUGCGUGAGAUAGUGCACCUGCAGGCCGGUCAGUGCGGGAAUCAGAUUGGAGCAAAGUUCUGGGAAGUGAUCAGUGAUGAGCACGGCAUUGACCCAACAGGGACCUACCAUGGAGACAGUGACCUGCAGCUGGACAGAAUCAACGUAUACUAUAAUGAGGCUUCAGGUGGGAAGUAUGUACCUAGGGCCAUCUUAGUGGAUCUGGAGCCAGGCACUAUGGACUCUGUCCGCUCCGGCCCCUUUGGACAGAUCUUCAGACCUGACAACUUUGUCUUUGGCCAGAGUGGAGCAGGUAACAACUGGGCCAAGGGCCACUACACAGAAGGAGCCGAGCUGGUGGACUCUGUCCUGGAUGUGGUGAGGAAAGAGGCUGAGAGCUGUGACUGCCUCCAGGGAUUCCAGCUGACCCACUCCCUGGGUGGCGGCACCGGUUCUGGUAUGGGAACCCUGCUCAUCAGCAAAAUACGUGAGGAGUACCCUGAUCGUAUCAUGAACACAUUCAGUGUGGUGCCCUCUCCUAAGGUGUCAGACACAGUGGUGGAGCCAUACAACGCCACCCUGUCUGUCCACCAGCUGGUUGAGAACACAGACGAGACUUACUGCAUUGACAACGAGGCCCUGUAUGACAUCUGCUUCCGCACCCUCAAACUCACCACACCCACUUAUGGAGACCUCAACCACCUGGUCUCCGCCACCAUGAGCGGGGUGACAACUUGCCUGCGUUUCCCAGGCCAGCUCAAUGCAGAUCUCCGCAAACUUGCCGUCAACAUGGUUCCCUUCCCUCGUCUGCACUUCUUCAUGCCUGGUUUUGCGCCACUCACCAGCAGGGGCAGUCAGCAGUACAGGGCCCUCUCUGUGCCUGAACUCACUCAGCAGAUGUUUGAUGCCAAGAACAUGAUGGCUGCCUGUGACCCACGCCAUGGCCGCUACCUGACUGUGGCUGCUGUGUUCCGUGGGCGCAUGUCCAUGAAGGAGGUGGAUGAGCAGAUGCUAAAUGUGCAGAACAAGAACAGCAGCUACUUUGUGGAGUGGAUCCCUAACAAUGUGAAGACGGCUGUGUGCGACAUUCCACCUCGUGGGCUCAAGAUGGCUGCCACUUUCAUCGGCAACAGCACGGCCAUCCAGGAGCUGUUCAAGCGCAUCUCUGAGCAGUUCACUGCCAUGUUCCGCCGAAAGGCCUUCCUCCACUGGUAUACCGGUGAGGGCAUGGAUGAGAUGGAGUUCACCGAGGCAGAGAGCAACAUGAACGACUUGGUGUCUGAGUACCAGCAGUAUCAGGAUGCCACAGCUGAGGAGGGAGAGUUUGAGGAGGAGGGAGAGGAGGAGGUGGCCUAAGGCUAAAAUCACUCAUUGUUUCUCCAUCCAACCUUCCAUCCAGCCAGUUCCUACUCUGUUGUGCCGUGACUUUUUUUUUUUUUUUUUUUUUUUUUUUUAAAUACAGUACUUCUCUUCCCCUGUUCCUUGUACAGUGUAUUUCCCCUGUUUCAUUUUCCCUCUUUCUUCCAUUGACAGCUUCUCAUUUUCUUCCACCCAGACUAGGAUUCACAACACUGACUCUCCCAUCACAGUGUUCAUGUAGCGGUAGCUAACACAGGUGUUCUUGUGAUGUUUUGUCAGUAGCUUCUUUUAAAUGUUCAUUUGUUUGUUUCUUCAGUCUAACAGUUCUAUACCAUACCUGGACCAAGUAUUCAAUAAGGCUGGUCAACUGUUGCAACUGUGUUCACUUAUCUAAUUUGGCAUUGAAAUAAAGUUGCUGGACAAGAA